Molecule: messenger RNA, 1029 nt
Organism: Puccinia graminis f. sp. tritici CRL 75-36-700-3
Lineage: Eukaryota; Fungi; Basidiomycota; Pucciniomycetes; Pucciniales; Pucciniaceae
Exons: 9
Coding region: 1-1029 (342 amino acids)
Biological process (GO): translational elongation
Cellular component (GO): cytosol; ribonucleoprotein complex
Molecular function (GO): ribosome binding; GTPase activity; GTP binding
Source: RefSeq, a predicted model, not a curated record
AUGGAGUUGACUUUGGGCGGAGGUAUGAGUUUUGAGUUAGCCUUUGCGAGGUACGGCCUGUUUUGGGGAGUAAACUUCGCCUUCAACCAAUCAGACCGAGCCAAACCUCCCAACAACAUCAACCACUCGAAAACCGACACUCGAUCUACUUCGCCUUCGGCCGAUCCAGAACGGAUUAAACAUGUCAGGAGGCUAGACCCGACCUCAAAUGACGAUGCCCCCCCUAGAAUGGAUUCGAGCUCAAAUAUUGAUGAUACAAAUCUCCGUACGAUCAGGAUGGAGCCGUUAAUUAGUGAUCCCCUAAUUCUUCAUCAAAACAAUCCUUUGUCUCUGCGGAACUAUCGAACUCGUCGCUCUAUUCCCCUCGUCGUCUCGUUAGCUCAUGUGGACCAUGGCGAAUCGAGUUAUGCAGACUCUCUCCUGGCGGCCAACAACAUCAUUACCCCGAAGAUGGCCGGCAAGCUGCGAUACUUGGAAUUUUUUGGGAGAAAAGUCAUACGCGAGGCGGAGAAGAAGGGGACGAUUGUCCCUUAUGCUUCGCCCCGCUGUAGGGUGUUUGAAGGCACCAGUGGCAGUACCGUGAUCAGUCUGGCCUUGGUCGCUCGCGCUUUGGGAUAUGAAGCUGAACUCGAAGAAUGCAGGAUCAAUCUCAUCGAUACUCCAGGACAUUUUGAUUUCACUACCGAUGUCUCAACUGCUAGCCGAUUGUGUGACGGCGCUUUGGUCUUGUUUGAUGUGGUGGAAGGAGUUUGUAACCAAACUAUUUCCGUACUUCGUCAGGUUUCGAAUGAACAAGUUUUCGAGGUGUUGUCGACACCAUUGGUCGAUACCCCGGAGGUUUAUAUCGCUCCCAAGGUCCAGGCCACGUUCGAGUCCAACUCUCAAUUUGAGAGGAUCCUCACCGACUUUUCGCCCGCCGGUGUCAACAUUCACGAAGGUUUCAGCCCAUUGACCGCCCUCACGUUGAUAAGCUGGCAACAAGGUGCCUUCACUUUCCCUGUGAAAUCCGGCUCCUACGGUGACAAGUAA